Molecule: messenger RNA, 585 nt
Organism: Ananas comosus (pineapple)
Lineage: Eukaryota; Viridiplantae; Streptophyta; Magnoliopsida; Poales; Bromeliaceae
Exons: 2
Coding region: 1-585 (194 amino acids)
Source: RefSeq, a predicted model, not a curated record
AUGGCCGAGUUCGCCUACAACAAUAAUUACCAAGCGAGUCCCGAUGUCUUGCGGGAGGCGGAAGAGAAAGUCCGCCUUGCUCGUCAGAGGCUGAUUACGGCGCAGUCGAGGCAGAAAAGCUAUGCAAACAAACGCCGACGAGACUUGGAGUUCGCGGUAGGAGGCUGCAUCUUCUUGAAGGUAUCACCCAUGAGGGGUGUGAAGCGGUUCGGAGUUCAGGGAAAGUUAAGUCCCGGGUAUAUUGGACCCUACGAGGUGAUAGAGCGGAUUGGUGCGGUAGCUUCUCGGCUUGCAUUGCCGCCCAAGCUCGCGGAUGUUCACAAUGUAUUCCACGUUUUCAACCUUCGCAAGUAUAUCCAUGAUCCUGAGCAUGCCUUGUUGUAUGAGCCACCGGAAUUGCAAGAAGAUAUGUCUUAUGAGGAAUUUCCGGUGUCAAUUAUUGCUCGAGAGGUGCGAAAGUUGAGAAACCACGAGAUUCCCUACGUCAAGGUUCGGUGGAGCAAUCACGACGAUCGCGAAGCCACGUGGGAGCUCGAGGACGUGAUGAAAGAGCAUCAUCCUCAUCUCUUCGAGGAAUUGAGUUGA